This is a messenger RNA of Solenopsis invicta (red fire ant), 984 nucleotides long. RefSeq lists its product as uncharacterized. Bases 1 to 984 code for a protein of 327 amino acids. The record is from RefSeq and is a predicted model, not a curated record. Gene Ontology annotation, molecular function: nucleic acid binding. NCBI's taxonomy places the organism in Eukaryota, Metazoa, Arthropoda, Insecta, Hymenoptera, Formicidae. The transcript has a single exon. Gene Ontology annotation, biological process: DNA integration.
AUGGGUCAGCUACCUCGUGCUCGCGUAUCUGCUCCGGCCCCCGCUUUUCUCCAUUGUGGCGUAGACUUUGCUGGUCCCGUGGCCACGCGAGCAUCCUCCGGCCGCGGAAUAGCAUCACGCAAGGGAUACAUCGCGGUUUUCAUUUGUCUUGCUACUCGUGCUGUGCAUCUGGAGCUCGUGAGCAGUUACUCGACGUCGGCGUUCCUUGAUGCAUAUUCAAGGUUUUGUGCCCGACGAGGUUUGCCCACGGACGUGUACUCGGAUAAUGGAACGAACUUUAUCGGUGCGGAUAAAGAAUUGACCAAAACUUAUCGUGACACGUUGCGAGACCCUGACUUUUUAAAUAGAACUGCAUCGGAUAAGGUGUCGUGGCACUUCAUGCCACCUCACGCCCCUCACUUUGGAGGAUUGUGGGAGACGGGAGUUCGGAGCGUAAAGCACCACUUGCGGCGAAUUCUCGGCUCUCACACAUUAACGUUCGAAGAGCUCGCAACUCUUCUCUGCCAAAUCGAAGCGUGCUUAAAUUCCAGGCCACUCGGACCUCUCACAGAUUCAUUUGACGAACUUGCGCCAUUGACGCCAGGCCAUUUCCUAAUCGGUUCGGAAAUUACGACAAGUCCAGAACCUUCUGUUCUGCACCUCAAGGAAAAUCGCCUCUCACAAUGGCAGUUAAUUAGACAACUUACCGAAAAGUUUUGGCGGAUCUGGCAAACGGACUAUAUUAACACGUUGCAGCAAAGAGCCAAGUGGCGCAAAGCACAACCUUCCAUUCAAAUUGGCACGAUGGUUCUUAUCCGGAAUAACGCAUUACCACCAUGCAAAUGGGAACUCGGACGAGUGACCCAAUGUUUCGCAGGCUCUGACGGAUUGGUUCGCGUCGUCUUAGUUAAAACAGCGAAGUCUGAAUACAAGCGUCCGCUUGCACAAUUGUGCAUCCUUCCCGUUGCUAUCGAUGCGCAACUCAAAAAUGCCAUUGCUCAGUAA